UAUAUGGCAGCACUGCGCACAUGUUGUAUUUUAUAAUUUCUAUUUGUAGUUUUCUGCAUUUAUCUUAUUUUCUGUUAUUCUUUAGUAGUGUUUUAUAAAUAUUAGUAUAUAAUACAACAAAUAAUCUUAAAUCAAAAUAAUUGUGUAUCAUACCAUAAAAUCAACAUAUUAAUUAUGGGAAAAGUUAAGAAGUCAAAACCUUCAGAAGUAGGAAGAAACAUAGCCCUCGCCGAUCAAAUAGAAUCAGUCAACGUAUUAAAAAGUAGGAAGCGGCACAAAGAAAGAAAUCGACACGAUAAUGAUGAUGAGUUCAUUAAAGCUGACUUGUCAAAAAAAAUUUUAAAGACUGCUAGAAGGCAGCAAGCGGAGCUGGGGCCUGAUGAAUCGGGGCCACCUCCUGCUAAACAUGUUCAAUUACAAUCAAUGUUCAAUGAUGGAGAAUCAGAUAAAGAAUCUAGUUCAGAGCAUGAUGAUUUGGAAUUGGAUACAUACUAUGAUAAUGUUGAAAUUAAUGAUGAUGAUGAGGAAGCUUUGAAAAUGUUUAUGUCACCAAAUUCAGAAAAAACUCGAACACUAGCAGAUAUCAUAAAAGAUAAAAUUACUGACAAACAAACAGAAUUACAAACACAGUUUUCAGAUGUUGAAACUCUUAAGUUACAGAAUAUUGACCCCAGGAUCAAAACAAUGUACGAAGGAGUGCGAGAUGUUCUUAAAAAAUAUCGCUCGGGCAAAUUACCUAAAGCAUUUAAAAUGGUUCCAAACCUUCAAAAUUGGGAACAGAUAUUGUACAUAACAGAACCCACAACUUGGUCUGCAGCUGCAAUGUAUCAGGCUACCAGAAUUUUUGCUUCUAAUUUAAAAGAGAAAAUGGCUCAACGUUUCUACAACUUGGUCUUGCUACCUCGAGUCAGGGAUGACUUGGCCGAGUACAAGAGGUUGAAUUUUCAUUUAUAUCAAGCUUUAAGGAAGGCUCUAUUUAAACCAGGGGCUUUCAUGAAAGGCAUUCUUCUGCCUCUUUUGGAAGCUGGAGACUGUACUUUGAGAGAGGCUAUUAUUGUUGGUUCAGUGUUAGCCCGUAAUUCUGUACCUGUGUUACACUCUAGUGCCGCAUUACUAAAAAUAGCUGAAAUGGAUUACACUGGGGCCAACUCUAUAUUUUUACGAAUCUUAUUUGAUAAAAAAUAUGCACUACCAUAUAGAGUUGUUGAUGCUGUUGUGUUUCAUUUUCUUAGGUUCCAAAUGGAUUCUCGUACUUUGCCAGUGUUGUGGCAUCAGGCACUGUUAACUUUUGUGCAGCGCUAUAAAGCAGAUAUAUCUACUGAACAACGAGAUGCCCUACUUGAAUUACUAAGAAAACAGCUGCAUCCUACAAUCACACCAGAAAUACGCAGAGAAUUACAAGCUGCACAAUGCAGAGAUUCUGAAGUAAAUGAUGCAAUAUCUUCACAAAUGGUUGUAGAAUGAAUUUAAAAUAUAUUGUUAUGAAUAAAAAGAUUGUUUAUGAAGGUUAUUUUUAACUUUAAUAUUACUUUUAUGUUAAUUGUUUAGUGA
Achroia grisella is the source of this 1551-nucleotide messenger RNA. It is a transcript of the gene bys, whose product is annotated as bystin. Gene Ontology annotation, biological process: rRNA processing. Gene Ontology annotation, molecular function: snoRNA binding. The transcript has 8 exons. Bases 175 to 1464 code for a protein of 429 amino acids. NCBI's taxonomy places the organism in Eukaryota, Metazoa, Arthropoda, Insecta, Lepidoptera, Pyralidae. The record is from RefSeq and is a predicted model, not a curated record. Gene Ontology annotation, cellular component: nucleolus; preribosome, small subunit precursor; cytoplasm.